Molecule: messenger RNA, 1112 nt
Organism: Drosophila obscura
Lineage: Eukaryota; Metazoa; Arthropoda; Insecta; Diptera; Drosophilidae
Gene: Ras64B
Product: ras-like protein 2
Exons: 3
Coding region: 126-704 (192 amino acids)
Biological process (GO): signal transduction
Cellular component (GO): plasma membrane
Molecular function (GO): GTPase activity; GTP binding; GDP binding
Source: RefSeq, a predicted model, not a curated record
AAGACUUAUCAGACCAUCUCUAGCGUGAGCCAGCCGCGGGUGUUUGUAUCGUUGUUAUCGAUAGGCCCGUGCGGAAGAAAAUAAAAAGAUUUUAGCUGGCAAUUCGAGUCGAAAAUAAUUGAAAAAUGCAGACGCAAACGUACAAGCUGGUCGUCGUCGGUGGCGGCGGCGUGGGAAAGUCAGCCAUAACGAUACAAUUCAUACAGAGCUACUUUGUCACAGACUACGAUCCCACCAUCGAGGAUUCGUACACGAAACAAUGCAUCAUCGACGAUGUGCUAGCCAAAUUGGACAUUUUGGAUACGGCUGGCCAGGAGGAGUUCAGUGCCAUGCGCGAGCAGUAUAUGCGCUCCGGCGAGGGCUUCCUGCUUGUAUUCUCGCUCAACGAUCAUUCCAGCUUCGAUGAGAUACCAAAGUUUCAGCGCCAGAUAUUGCGAGUGAAGGAUCGCGACGAGUUCCCCAUGCUGAUGGUCGGCAACAAGUGCGAUCUGGAGCACCAGCGGCAGGUGGGCCUGGAGGAGGCCCAAAACACGAGCAGAAACCUGAUGAUGCCCUACAUCGAGUGCAGUGCAAAGCUGCGCGUCAAUGUCGAUCAGGCCUUCCAUGAGCUGGUGCGAAUUGUGCGCAAAUUUCAGAUUGCCGAGCGGCCCUUCAUCGAGGAGGGAUACAAGAAGAAGGGCAAGAGGAAGUGCUGCAUGAUGUAAGGUGAACAGCUUAAGCAGCGGCAACACCAGCAACAAUUUAACGAGUAUAACACCAAAUUUUAAACACGCGUCGACUGAGCUAUAAGAAGAUCCGUUGAGAAGACGAUAAACCCAAAAAACAACCAGUAAUCAGUAAAGCCAACAAAAUGUAACCCCGUAACACGUAACCAGUAAGGCAGUCCCCCAAAACGAAGUGCAUUUCUUAUCUGCCCAAAAAACGAACGAAUCGAAUAAGCUUCUCGCCCAACAAUGAAACUCAAAAUAUGCGUCUCCAAGCGACACAGAAAUGACACAUGCCCACGCCCAAGCCGAAGCCCAUUGCAUAUUAUAAAGAAAGAUAUAUACAACGCCAGAUGCAGACACACAAACAAACACGAAUAACAUAUAUAUAUAUUAUAUAUUUUCUAC